This is a messenger RNA of Cylicocyclus nassatus, 528 nucleotides long. The record is from the annotation of a GenBank genome assembly. Lineage: Eukaryota; Metazoa; Nematoda; Chromadorea; Rhabditida; Strongylidae.
AUGCUUUAUUCACCGGCAUCAUUUGCCAGAAGUAUUGCUCUUCUACCAGGCAUGGGGAAGGUACUCUCGAUGAUCGCUCAAAAAACGAUGUUCAUCUCAUGGAGCAGCAACCACAUGGGACAUAAUGAUAAACCCAAAAAGAUGCAAUCAGCAGAUAUUGAUUAUAGACAUACUAAACAAGGUGCCCUGGUAAUGCAGACCGAAUAUAAAGGAGAUGUGAAACAUGAAUUAGAUGAGGAACAAUCAGAAGCUAUAUCUCAUGUAGCAUUUGACCCUAGUCAAAACUCUAUAGCUUACAUAGGGACACAAGUAGAACAGCUUGUAGGGGGAUCACAGAUGACAUUACCCAAAAGUUUAGAAGAAGUAGCCGCUCAGGCAUCAAAAGAUAAAACAACUACGUCAGUUCAAGUGACUGACGCAUCAUCUGAUACAGUAAAAGGACAUUCGAGUGAUACAAGUCGUUCAAGAGAAGAAAUGAAAGGUCCUUCGGCUUCCGCUGAAAUGCUUAUGGCAGAAAGGAACCGUUGA